Messenger RNA from Punica granatum (pomegranate), 1642 nucleotides. Lineage: Eukaryota; Viridiplantae; Streptophyta; Magnoliopsida; Myrtales; Lythraceae. The record is from RefSeq and is a predicted model, not a curated record.
CUCCUCCCUUCCACCUUCUCACACUCCAUUUUCCCCUCAUCUUCUUUUUCCUUCUCCACCUCCUCGUUCAUCUUCUGCUUUUGUACCCGCCACCGUUCGAAGGUUCUUGAUUCGUAUGAUUAUAUUUGUUCUGGGGUUGAAUUGAAUUUGGGAGUGUGCCUGAAGGAGACAUUUCUUUCCCAUGUUCUUAAUCGAGGACCUCUUCGAGAUGUUAUUCCUCGAUCGAAUCGUGUCAGAGUCCUUUGUCCGCUCGGUGUCCAAUUCAGUCUCCAACACCGACUGCAAAUCUUCUGAGCUCGAGGCAUCAUGUCGCAAUGACAGCGAGGCCUUCACUCUUAAGUUCGUCGCAAUGGCCUCGAUCUUGGUGGCGGGCAUGAUUGGGAUCGCAAUCCCGCUUGUUGGGAAGCGCAAGAAAUUCCUGCAAACUGAUGGGAGUCUCUUCAUUGCGGCCAAGGCAUUUGCGGCUGGAGUAAUCCUUGCUACCGGGUUUGUCCAUAUGUUGUCGGGAGGGACUAAGGCUCUGUCAGAUCCAUGCCUGCCUGAGUACCCAUGGACCAAAUUCCCAUUUGCUGGUUUCUUUGCGAUGGUGGCCGCUCUGGUGACCCUGCUAGUCGAUUUCGUGGGGACUCAGUAUUACGAGAGGAAGCAGGGGUUGACUCAUUCGACUGAGGAGCAAGGACGUGUCGGGGCAGUGAACCCAGGUCUUGAGUCGGGCAUAUUACCUGUAGAUGGAAAAGAGUGGAAUGGGAAGUUGUUUGGAGAGGAAGAAGGUGGUGGCAUGCACAUCGUCGGGAUGCAUGCACACGCAGCUCACCACAGGCAUAACCACUCCCAUGGCCAGGAGGCCUGUGAAGGGAACGUGAGGGAGCCUCCACACUCUCAUGGGCAUGAUCAUGGCCACGGGCAUGGACAUUCUCAUGGGUUCAGAGAUGGUGGUGGGGAUGGUGGGCUUCGCCAUGUCGUUGUUUCUCAGAUCUUGGAGCUCGGUAUCGUGUCUCAUUCGGUGAUCAUUGGGCUGUCCCUAGGGGUGUCUGAGAGCCCAUGCACGAUCCGGCCCCUGAUUGCAGCCCUCUCCUUUCACCAGUUCUUCGAGGGCUUCGCCCUUGGUGGCUGCAUCUCCCAGGCCCAGUUCAAGACCUCCUCGGCCAUGAUCAUGGCCUGCUUCUUUGCCCUCACGACCCCAGCUGGGAUCGGGGUGGGGACCGCCGUCGCCUCCUUCUACAACCCGAACAGCCCCCGAGCCCUCGUGACAGAGGGCAUCCUCGACUGCCUCUCGGCGGGCAUCUUGGUGUACAUGGCUCUUGUGGAUCUCAUCGCAGCCGACUUCCUAAGCAAGAGGAUGAGCUGCAACUUUAGGCUCCAAGUUGUAUCUUAUGUGAUGCUCUUCCUGGGGGCCGGUCUAAUGGCCUUGCUCGCUAUAUGGGCUUAGCGUCUCCCCCCCUCUCUCUCCGUAAAUGAAUUCGAUUGGUCCCGAUUGGGGAAAUUCAUUGAGGAAAAUAGAUGUUUUAGUUUUAGCUCGUCUUAUUGGAGAGUAACCAGUAGAUUGGUGGUGGAAUUCUUUGUAAUUCUAUCUAAUAUAUAUAAGCUUAUGAUCUGGUUCAUUUCCACGUCAAUGAAGGUGUUCUCUUGUACAUUGCCGUUU